This is a messenger RNA of Culex pipiens pallens (northern house mosquito), 1728 nucleotides long. Its product is annotated as esterase E4-like. The transcript is spliced from 4 exons. Lineage: Eukaryota; Metazoa; Arthropoda; Insecta; Diptera; Culicidae. The record is from RefSeq and is a predicted model, not a curated record. Bases 1 to 1728 code for a protein of 575 amino acids.
AUGAGUGUUACUCUCCAGUGGGUUCAGCUUCAGCUGGUUUUAGUGGUCGAAUACAUAUCGCAUCAGCUCAAGCAGAUCUUCCUUCGGUUCUGGCCCUUUCUCGAGCGCCCAAUUGUGAAAGUGAGACAGGGAAGUGUUAAGGGCGUAACGGCCAAACUGCCCAAUGGCGAGCGAUACCACUACUUCAAGAGCAUUCCGUACAGCAAACCUCCGGUCGGGGAGUUGAGAUUCCGACCACCGGUUCCGUUGGAGCGAUUUGAGCAACCCAUCCUCAACUGCAGCUACGAAAGACCUGAUUUUAUACAUUUACAAGCUCCGAUGGACGUGCUGAUCAACGGGACGGAGUCGUCGCUUCAUUUGAGCGUCUACACUCCGAGAUUACCGUCGGAAGGUGUCUUAAGGUGUCCCGUUGUGGUGAUGCUUCCGAGUGGGGGGUUUCGAGCCUGCACCAACAGUGCCUUCAGCUUCAAUCCGGUACGCAUUGUCCAGCAGGGAGUGGUCGUGGUCACUGUCGGGUAUCGUGUUGGACCGUUGGGAUUCCUGUGUCUACCGGAUGUUGGUAUUAGUGGGAACGCUGGACUUAAAGAUCAACGGCUUGCGCUGAAGUGGGUUCAUGAGAACAUUAGCCAGUUUGGGGGAGAUGAAAAGAAUGUGACCUUGAUGGGGCUGAGUGCUGGCGCAUGGUCAGCUUAUCUGCACUAUCUGGCUCCGAAUUCCAGAAAGUACUUCCAUCGAGUGAUUUUAAAAAGUGGAGACGCCUGUACGGAAUCGGUGUUCCAGCUGGACCCGGAAGAAAAGGCUAGAAAGUUGGCGAAGCUUCUGGGCUGUCGAGGUAGCACAGAUCGUGAAGUUCUUGAAACGCUCAUGAAGGCCCCAGCGAGACUGUUGACGAAGCUUCAAAUGAAGAUCUGUAGUUCCCGGGAGACCAGCUGUCCGAUGAGGUACACCUUUCGGCCGGUCAUCGAACGUGAACCAACUGCGGACAGCAUAAUUUGCCAACCGCCGGAGCAGAUUCUCAAAUCGUACGAUACCCUGAGGAUGCCGAUCAUGUCCAACCUGUGCAACGACGAAGGAAUGCUGGGAAUUAUGAUUAGCCGGAAUCGACUGGACAAGUACAAUCAGGAGGAAUGGCUUGUGCCGCAAUUUUUGGGCCACUCGGAAAAUAUGGAUCGUCAAAGCGUAGGGAAAGAGGUCAAGCAGUUCUACUUUGGUGACAGGAAGGUUGGCCAAAAUUGUCGCACCGCUUUGUGUGACUUCAUGACGGAUUGCACCUUUGCCGUUACAACCAACUUGAGCGCCGAAUGGAUCGCGCGAUAUCAACCGAGAGUGGAGCACUACCACAGCUGCUUUUCGUACGAAGGUCGUUUUAACUAUGUGAAAGCUAUCAUGGGUGUUGAAAUGAGGGGAGCUGGUCACGGUGACGAUACUUACUAUCUGUUCAGUGCCCCUUUCGUAAAAAAGCUACCCAAAGACAGCGACGAGUACAAGAUAAGUGAGAUUGUAGUGAAAACCGUUACCAACUUUGCCAAAUAUGGCAAUCCGACGCCAGACGAGAGUCUUUUGGGAUUCCGAUGGAGGCCGGUUGCACCAAUACUGCACGGAUCGCCGGACACGUUCGAUUUGGAUUGUCUGGAGGUGAAUUUACACCCUCGGAUGAUUCGAAAUCCAAACCAAAAACGGAAAGAGUUUUGGAGGAAGCUGAUUCGAGAGAAUACUGGUUUGCUUUGA